CAAAAUGGAACAAGUCCGUUUCAUUUGCUUAUUUAAACAAUACUUUGCACUCAUUCAUAUUCUCUUUUCUCUCAUUAUUUUCUGUGUAUGCAUCCAUGAUUCCAUCACCACCUUAUCACCAUUCACUAUCUCUGGAUCUUAAUCAAGAUCAUCAUUACCAUCAAUUUUCUACUCCACACCAUCACACUUCAUCAUUUUCUUCAUAUCCCCCAAAUUAUAUUGAAGAGGUUGAGAAGAUGAUUCCUUCAACUGCAGAAAAGCAUGACAGCAGAAGCAUGAAACAGAAACUGACAAUUCGAUGGAAAAAAGAAGAAAGUGAUGAAAUGAAUAAUAAUAUUGAAUCAGUUGAGAGUGCGGAUACAAAGAUGAUAGAUUCUGAUGACGUACCAAAUAAAAAGCAAUUAGAAGUGUCACCGGUAGGAAGAGAUAAUAGCAGCAGCAGCAGCAACAACAAUUAUUCAACUACUCCAACUGUUAGGGUUUGUUCUGAUUGCAACACCACUAAGACCCCUCUUUGGAGAAGUGGACCAAAAGGCCCCAAGACACUUUGCAACGCUUGUGGGAUUAGACAAAGGAAGGCUCGACGUGCUAUGGCGGCGGCGGCAGCAGCAGCGGCAAAUGGUGUGAUGACAGUUGAUAAGACAUCAUCUGUGAAGCAAAAUAAGUUGCAGAAAAAAGAGAAUAAGUCCAAAAUUCAUCACUCUUCAAAAGUACCACAUAUGAAAAAGAAGCGCAAGGUUGAAACUAAACCAUCUCAAACUACAAACAAUUUUAGUUUCGAGGAUUUUACAUUAAUGUUGAGUAACAAUUUGGCUGUUCAACAAGUUUUCCCUCAGGAUGAGAAGGAGGCUGCUAUCUUGCUCAUGGCAUUAUCUUAUGGAUUAGUCCACGGUUAAGAUUUUAAUUCGUGUUUAUUUAACUAGCUUUUUUAUCUUUAAUAUGCUACUAUAUCGAUCUUAGGACUAGUUUUAUUUUGUGCUACAAGAGGUGCUAUGAAGUUAGGAAAUCAUAUUAGGAAAGGGGAAGGAAGAAUUGGACAAAUAAAGUUACAUUGUUGUGUGUGAGGAAUUGAAUUUAAUGAUAUAUGUUUGAUUUUAACAAGUAGACAAUAAAAAUACUAUGAGAGUCUCUUGUUUAUGAA
Messenger RNA from Cicer arietinum (chickpea), 1141 nucleotides. RefSeq names its product GATA transcription factor 21. NCBI's taxonomy places the organism in Eukaryota, Viridiplantae, Streptophyta, Magnoliopsida, Fabales, Fabaceae. Gene Ontology annotation, molecular function: zinc ion binding; sequence-specific DNA binding. The record is from RefSeq and is a predicted model, not a curated record. Gene Ontology annotation, biological process: regulation of DNA-templated transcription.